AUGUGUCGAAGACGAACAAUGGAUGGGCAGGCAUUGCGGGUAGUGCCGUUCCUUUAUGGGAGAAGGGAGACGUAUUGUGAUUGGCUGCGUGAGUUGGGAGUUAGGGAAGGGAGAGGAAGGCGUGGUUGUAUGCCCCGCCUCUACGCCAUGGCAUGGUAUAGCGUUGUUGUUGUUGUUAUUGUUGUUGCUGCUGCUGCUGCUGCUGCUGUUGCUGCUGCUGUUGUUGCUGGUGCUGGUGCUAUGCUAUUACUAUAG
This is a messenger RNA of Brugia malayi, 255 nucleotides long. RefSeq lists its product as uncharacterized. Lineage: Eukaryota; Metazoa; Nematoda; Chromadorea; Rhabditida; Onchocercidae. Bases 1 to 255 code for a protein of 84 amino acids. The transcript is spliced from 2 exons. The record is from RefSeq and is a predicted model, not a curated record.